ACCACAGGCGGCUUCACAGAGUGUUCUUGUUAUUUUCUCUUAAAAGCUGGGAAAACGCCAGGCAACCUACCCAUCCUGGCGCAGGCUGGGACCGGCGCAGCCCCUUCUUCCUCUGUGCCCCUUCCCCCCAGAAAUUCAUCAUGGAGAGUAAGGAUGAGGUCAGUGACACGGACAGUGGCAUCAUCCUGCAGUCUGGCCCGGACAGCCCUGUUUCACCAAUGAAGGAGCUGACCAAUGCAGUGCGCAAGCAGCAGAGGGCCCUGGAAGCAAGGCUGGAGGCCUGCUUGGAGGAACUGCGUAGGCUCUGCCUGAGGGAAGCGGAGCUGACUGGUACUUUGCCAGCAGAAUAUCCCCUUAAGCCGGGAGAGAAGGCCCCCAAGGUCCGGCGUAGGAUUGGAGCAGCGUACAAGCUGGAUGAGUGGGCUCUGCACAGAGAGGACCCUCUAAGCAGCCUGGAGCGCCAGUUGGCUCUGCAGCUUCAGAUCACUGAGGCGGCUCGAAGGUUGUGUGCGGAGGAGAACCUCAGCAGACAGGCUCGCAGGCAGCGGAAGCAUGCGGCUCUGCAAGAGGAGAAGAAACUGAGGGAGCUCGAGCGCCGCCUGGGUGAUCGGCGGAGGAACAGCGAGCCCCCUCCCACCACUGUGCCCUCCCUGGGCAGAGAGCUCAGUGCUUCGGAUGACAGUUCCCUGUCUGAUGGGCUACUCCUGGAGGAAGAAGAUUCCAAAGCACCAAAACCUCCCCCAGAGUCCCCAGCACCAGCACCGGCACCACCUUCACGGCCUCUUCCACCCCAGAGCCUUGAGGGCCUGCAGCCAACAGGACCUGAGUCUGGCGGCCUAGAACGGGCCCCCAUCCAAAACAGUCCAUGGAAGGAGACCAGCCUGGAUCACCCCUAUGAGAAGCCCAGGAAGUCUUCUGAGCUCAGUAGCGAGUCCAGCAGCCCAGCCACCACUCCUCAGGAGCAGCCCAGCGCCUCCAGCCUAUGGCUGCUAGAUCCUGCCUCCUACCAUGUGGUCCCCAUCCGAAAUGUUCCUGGUCAGUGGCAGGGCCGCACCAGUGCCCCAGCUACCCCUGAGAUGCAGGGCAGGAGGGGCCAGUCGCAGUCUCUGAGGAUGGACUCCUUCCGAUCAGGGGCAGAGGGCCGAGGCCGCAGUGCCUUUCCCCGCCGCCGCCCCACCCAUUACACGGUGACGGUGCCGGACUCUUGCUUCACGCCCAGCAAGCCCCCACUGCCGCACCCUGCCUGCCACUCUUGCUCUGAAGACAGCGGCUCUGAUGUCUCCAGCAUCUCCCACCCCACCUCACCGGGCAGCAGCAGCCCAGACAUUUCCUUUCUGCGGCCCCUUGGUCCCCCUGAGCCACCUCGCCAUCAUGGGGCCUGGGGCCCAGCCUAUGGCCGAGAGCUGGCCCCUCACUACCCUAAACUUCUGCUGCCCGCUGGAUACUUCCCAACAGGGCGCUACGUGAUGGUGGCCGAGGGCCAUCUGCCACCAGGCGAGUGGGAGCUGUGUCGUACCGCCCUAAGUGCUGCCUACGAUGAGGAGGGCGCUCCCCUGCGCUACCAGCGGCUGGUGCCCUCCCACAGCCGAAUCGUGCGCACACCCUCAUUGAAGGACAGUCCCGCGGGCAGGGCACUCAGCAAGGCAGCCGUCUCCGAGGAGCUCAAGUGGUGGCAUGAGCGGGCACGUCUCCGGAGCAGCCGUCCCCACUCACUGGACCGCCAAGGGGCUUUCCGCGUUAGGAGCCUGCCUCCCGGGAGGGAGAGCUUCGGGCGGGCCUCAGGACCCCGGACACAGGUGCCCCCAGUGUGUGUACUCCGGAGGUCACCAGAUGGGGCUCCGGUGCAAGUCUUUGUGCCUGAGAACGGCGAGAUCAUCAGCCAGGUGUAACUACGUUGAAAGCCUUGGCCACAGCUGGAAAAGACUUUCAUAUUGGAGCUGGGGUUGACACCCCUCACCCCUAAGUGCUUCCUUCGGCUCUCCUGCCCUCAUCGCCGGCCGAUGACUCAGAGCUGAAGCCUUUGUUUUUUACAUGAGCGUUUUCCAGAAGCCCUGACCUGAGGAUUUAUAUCUGUGAUUUGUCUUUACGGUUCCUAUAAUAUGAUUGUACUUUAUCCCCAGGAGUCUGGCCUUUUGGACUUAAGGACUUGCUGGGCUAUGGCAGCAUUUAUCUUCUUAUGCAGUCCAAGUGGCCUAGAGGCCCCUUGGGAUUCCCCCGAUGCUCUGUGCCUUCUUCCUGAGGUAGCUGCUGGUUCCGACCGUGGGAGGCGGGAUGUGGUACACACACGACAAGGACUCUUCCCUUGUUCCCAGAUCUUUGGGUACCAUACGCUGGGCAGGAUUCUCCUCUCCCUUUUAUGUGCUCUGUGAUGCACACUCAAUGGCAGGAAAGUCACUAUGUCCUGGCGGAGCCUUGUCUUCCUGCUGUUCUCCCAACCCUACAGUCUCUGCUAGCAGCCUCCACCUCUGUUCUGUCUCCACACCUUUGCGCUCUCAGACCACUGAACCUGGACUUUGAGGCUACACUAGACUGUCUAAUCAGAGGGCUGGUUGGUGGGGAACACCUCGCCCUUCACAGGCACUGCUGGCCAAUGUGAGGCUAGGCUGGUUAGCAAGUAUGCCCUCUGAAAUCUUCAUAGUCCUAGAAGCCAGCACCUUAAAAAAAUGUAUACAUGUAUAUAAAAUGUAUAUAUAUAUACACAUGAAUACAUUUUUUUUGAGUGCCACUUCUGUGGAGUGUUUGAGGAGGCAGUUACUGCUCCUUCCAUUUUCUGCUCAGCUAGCUUCUGCUCUGAGAAAAGUCCUUGUUUGUUCCCACCCGGAGAAGUUCAUUAAUGACUCCCUAUAGGGUGCCGGAUUGGCUUAGAUAACAUGAAUGAGUUGUCCCAGCUCCUGAGACCAGGCAAGCCUGGAAGCUGCCUACGCUUAGACCACUGGUACAAUUAAGUUCCUUUGCUGCCAGGUCAGAUGCCCAGGUAAGCGGUUGUGAGUCUGUGUGGCCUUCUCCACUUGAGCACUUCUCUGGUUCCUCUCUGGACUGGACAAACGCCAGAUGCCUGACUCUAAUGAUCUGUUUCUCCUGCUGGAGAGAAAACAGUGUGGCCCAUUGCACUGGGGCUGGGGGAGGGCGGUGCUAGGAAUUUAGGGGGCUAAGGCGAGCUCGAGGAGAUGCACAAGGCGUUUCUGUCCCGUGUUCUCACCGCAUCCUACCGUCGUCCCAGCUCUGCUCUCCACUGUUUGGCUGCCCUGCUUGUGUUUGUCUGGCUUCUGAGCCCCUUCCCUAGUGUAUAGAUGCCCCUUCCCAGUGUGUUCUCUGGAUCCCUAAGUGCCUUAGAUCCUAAGUCACAAAGCUGGGAGACAUCUGAGUGCUGGGCCCUCCCCACGCCUGAGCACCCUCCGCGUUAACUUAUUGGUCUUACCUAACAGCUAUUUCGUGUGUUUGCACAGUGGCGGUGCCCACAGCUGCAGGGCUGAAACUGUGCAACGUU
This is a messenger RNA of Microtus ochrogaster (prairie vole), 3487 nucleotides long. RefSeq names its product innate immunity activator (gene Inava). The record is from RefSeq and is a predicted model, not a curated record. Gene Ontology annotation, biological process: adherens junction maintenance; positive regulation of protein ubiquitination. Bases 141 to 1889 code for a protein of 582 amino acids. The transcript is spliced from 9 exons. NCBI's taxonomy places the organism in Eukaryota, Metazoa, Chordata, Mammalia, Rodentia, Cricetidae.